Molecule: messenger RNA, 509 nt
Organism: Trametes versicolor FP-101664 SS1
Lineage: Eukaryota; Fungi; Basidiomycota; Agaricomycetes; Polyporales; Polyporaceae
Exons: 4
Coding region: 24-371 (115 amino acids)
Source: RefSeq, a predicted model, not a curated record
CGCGCACCGUCCUCGACUUGUCCAUGAAAGACUGGUCCUCCGUCCGGAGCACAGCCUGGGACGCUAGCGACAACCAGAAGUGGGUCGCAGAGCGUGCCGAGACAGGCAGCGGGUGGACCUUCCGCAGCGUCGCGACAGGCUUGUUCCUUAGCGUCGAAGGCACCCCGCGCCCCAACGCGUCCGUCGUGGCUACCCGCGAGGUGACGACAUGGGACUUAUACCCUGCACGCGACCCGUCUACAGUCAGACUCGUUGUCUCCGGGCCCGGGGCACAAUUGUGCGUGCAAGUCGGGAGCAGCGGUGCCAGCGUGAAGCUGGGAGACCUCCGGGAUGGCGGCGAGGCGCAGCAGUGGCGGCUAGAGAAAGCGUAAACAUGGGUGAGGUGUGCCGACACCUAGACGAAGGCGAGGGUAUCUGUCAGUUGCCAAUGGACACUUCGUCGAUCAUCAGUUUUCGUUGUUGCUCGGUUUCUCACCUGUUUCGGCUCGAAGGACUUGCCAUCGCGUACC